Messenger RNA from Schizophyllum commune H4-8, 2256 nucleotides. RefSeq lists its product as uncharacterized. The transcript has 7 exons. Bases 1 to 2256 code for a protein of 751 amino acids. The record is from RefSeq and is a predicted model, not a curated record. Lineage: Eukaryota; Fungi; Basidiomycota; Agaricomycetes; Agaricales; Schizophyllaceae.
AUGGAGAACCAAGGACUCACUCAGGACGAUCUCAAGCUCGAAUACGCUCGUAUGAGCGGGAUGCUAUAUCAUCUGAACCCUCGGAAUUAUGAGGACCGGUGGUACGCGAUCGUGGGCCUCGAGCUCACCAAACUCUGCGGUCAGUUCGAUUGCGAUGCCAUUGCCACUGCCCAGGAUUCUCUUUGGGCAGGCAAUACCUACGACGAGCCUGUCAGGCUCGCGGACGUCGAAAUUAGACUAAGCACGGACGACACAAUCGGUGAACAGAAUAUACAGAUUGACGCAGAUCCUCCAGAAGAGAAUGAUCCCCCUCAGGAGGGCGGUCCUCCAGAAGUUUGGGACGACGAAGGGCCAGAUGUUGCGCUCGAUCCUUAUGAUGAGGGUGUUGUAGUAGGCACGGAGGCAGAGGCCCACUAUAAGGACUCGAAAGAAAAGGACGACAACCCGGUUUCAGAUCGCGCGCCCAAUGCCCUCGGCGACGCGCGAUCAGGGCCCCUUCUGAUCUUGCCGGAGAGUCAGGCCAAAAUCUUUCCUGACUACGCUAGUGGCCGUACUGUCACCGGUGGAAAUCACCAUCGGGUACCAGACAGCGCCGUGAAUGGCUUCAUCUCAAUCGACUUCACUCCCGAAGCCAUGAAAAAGGUCAUCGACGAACGAGAGAGUUGGACGAAGACCGAGAUAGAAAAGCGGCGCGAACACCCCAUCUCUGCACCGACGCCAAAGGGCGACGCCACUAAUGCCUCGAACCACUCGCAGAGUGAAAUCAAACCAGCCGAUGUUGCUCAACGGCCUGAGCAAACUUCCGAGUCUGCAUCCACUAUCCGGAAACCAAUCCGAAAAACCCCCAUCUCGCCGACGCUGGAUCGUAGCACGAAGGAUAUCCAUGACGAGCUCAGUCAAUUGCCGCCCACCGACCCCGACGAUUUUGAUGCUCUCCGCAACCCAUACCCGAUCUACCGUGAACCUGCCCGUGGCCUCGUUGAGUUCAAGGUCAUCAAUGCCGAAUCGAAGCGCCUCCCUUCGCGUCAAGAGUCGAACGAGAAGCCGCCGUGGAACCUUGCCCUGAUAAACCUCAUGCAUAGUGCCCAGAUCGGCAAUCUCGAUCAGAUCCGCGUGUUCUAUGCCAGCCCUCACUGGCGGCAUCAAGACUGCGUGAUGCUUUUUGCCACGUCAGGCGAUUUCCUGACGCACACAAUCGCCAAGCGUGUCCAUAGACCCAACCUGAAGAGGGACACAUUCGCCAUUCAGCCGUGGUCUAUGCCUGUGUGGUUCGGGUCGAAGGCUUGCAAGCGCCGCGAAGAGAAGAUCGUCAACUGGGUCAACACGGUAUUCAGCCCCGAGGCAAUGAGGGAGAUCGCAAUCGAGUUGCGUGACAAGGCCAUCCGCCGCUCGCUAGAGCGUCAGAGGACUCCCCCUGAGGAUGACAAUGCAGACGGCGGUGAUGGGCCUUCCGGACCUCCCGGACCUCCUGGACCGCCCGGGCCUCCCGAGCCUCCAGCGGAACCAAAGACUCGGAAGCGCAGGCGCGACCCCAGCAACCCCGAGGAGCCUUCUCGUCGGAGCAGCAGGCCUCGCACGCAAAACCCGUACUUCGGGCGUGGGGCUGAGAGCAAGCACGACAACGUCCCGCGUCCUUUGACAACUAUAACCGACGCUGGUGAGGAACUUAACGCUGCUGAAGGACGACCAGUGCAAGGCAAUGCCGGAAGAGGUCAUCUUGCGGCCCACCCUAGGCCGUCGGAGCGCACUGAAUCUAUAUCGCAAGCUCAUCCUACGCGCAAGAUCAAACCACUCCCGCGCCUGCUUGGCCACAAUAAUUCUGGCGGAUCGAAGGGCAAGGGCAAGGCGCGCGCCGACCCCGUCGACAACGACCAAGACGACGAUUCCUCUGCACUUUCGGAGCCUGAAGAUGCGCCUCCGACCAAGAAGGCUCGUGAACACUCGCCGGCCGAGGCUUCGGACGCGAGCGAGGCGCCACCGCCCGAUUCUCCUGCUCAUUCUGAUGCGUCUACUCUGACGGACAUCUCGGUCUUGGAGGAAGAGAUUCGGAAGCAUGAUGACGCUCUGACCGCACUUCAAAGGGAGAAAAAGAGGAUCCUUGAGAUACAGGCCUCGCAGGCGGCAGCUCGCCGACCAAUCAACCGCGCUCUGACCGGCCAGCCGUCGGUCCCUGCCGCCGGGCCGUCUGGGGCGAAUGAUCAAACGAGCGUCCAGGAGUCAUCCAGGCUGACUCGCUCGAGGUCUACGAGGUAUUAA